Sorex fumeus (smoky shrew) is the source of this 1229-nucleotide messenger RNA. It is a transcript of the gene LPAR3, whose product is annotated as lysophosphatidic acid receptor 3. The transcript has 3 exons. Gene Ontology annotation, biological process: G protein-coupled receptor signaling pathway. Gene Ontology annotation, molecular function: lysophosphatidic acid receptor activity. The record is from RefSeq and is a predicted model, not a curated record. Gene Ontology annotation, cellular component: membrane. Lineage: Eukaryota; Metazoa; Chordata; Mammalia; Eulipotyphla; Soricidae. The coding region runs from base 153 to 1223 and encodes 356 amino acids.
GGCGCGCAGCCGCGUCCUCCCCUGCUCGUCGCCCGUGGAGCCCGGGCCGCGCCGUCGCCGCCAUUCGAGGGCAUGCGGCACCCGCCGGGGCCCCCCGCUCCCGGGCUCGGCUGCGCGGGCGCGCGUGAGCGGAUGUUCUGUCCUUCUCCACCAUGAAUGAGUGUCACUACGAUAAGCAGAUGGACUAUUUUUAUAACAGGAGCAACACAGUCACUGCCGAUGAAUGGACAGGAACAAAGCUUGUGAUUGUCUUGUGCUUUGGCACGUUUUUCUGCUUGUUCAUUUUUUUUUCCAAUUCUCUGGUCAUCGCGGCGGUGAUCAAAAACAGAAAGUUUCACUUCCCCUUCUACUACCUGUUGGCUAACCUGGCUGCUGCAGAUUUCUUUGCUGGAAUCGCCUAUGUAUUCCUGAUGUUUAACACUGGCCCGGUUUCCAAAACGCUGACUGUCAACCGUUGGUUUCUCCGCCAGGGACUCCUGGACACUAGCUUAACCGCCUCCCUGACCAACCUGCUGGUCAUAGCUGUGGAGCGCCACAUGUCCAUAAUGCGCAUGCGGGUCCACAGCAACCUGACCAAAAAGAGGGUGACGCUGCUCAUUUUGUCCAUCUGGGCCAUUGCCAUCUUUAUGGGGGCAGUGCCCACACUGGGCUGGAAUUGCCUUUGUGAUAUCUCCACCUGCUCAUCCCUGGCCCCCAUUUACAGCAGGAGUUACCUCAUUUUCUGGACUGUAUCCAACCUGGUGGCCUUUUCCAUCAUGGUUGCAGUGUACCUGCGGAUCUACAUGUAUGUCAAGAGGAAAACCAAUGUCUUGUCUCCACAUGUGAGUGGGUCCAUCAGCCGCCGAAAGACACCCAUGAAGCUAAUGAAGACCGUGAUGACUGUCCUAGGGGCCUUCGUGGUAUGCUGGACCCCAGGGCUGGUGGUUCUGCUCCUCGACGGCCUGAACUGCACACAGUGUGGCGUGCAGCACGUGAAGAGGUGGUUCCUCCUGCUGGCGCUGCUCAACUCUGCCAUGAACCCUAUCAUCUACUCCUACAAGGAUGAGGACAUGUACAGCACCAUGAAGAAGAUGAUUUGCUGCUUCUCUCAGGAGACCAACCCGGAGAGGCACCCCUCCCGCCUGCCAUCCACGGUCCUCAGCAGGAGUGACACCGGCAGCCAGUAUAUGGAGGACAGCAUCACCCAAGGCACGGGCUGUGACAAGAGCAAGAGCAGCUCCUGAGCUGUG